UACAAAUCAGUAACUCUGGGUUUUCCAUACCCGACUCACGUUUCAACAGAACAUUAUUAAAUACCUCAGUCUUAUUAACUAUGUGUAUAAAUGAAUAACUAGUCAUUAUUUAUUAUAAAUGUGUUUUUUUAUAAAUAUAGUUUAGUGGUUUUGUGUUUUUUUUAAUAUGUUUCAAUAUACAAGCCUGGUUUUCCUUGUUUUUAUAUUUACAAAUCCGGUUUCUACAGCGGUAGUCGACAGUACAUCUUAUCUUUGCUCUGCGGACGAGUAUGCGUGUGGUGACGGAACAUGUAUAGGCCUGGCCUCAGUAUGUGAUGGGACUGCGGACUGUGUGGACCAAUCAGAUGAAGGAGUCUGCAGUGGGCAAGGACAUACAGUGUUGGAAUGGGAUAGAGUAAAAAGGCAGGCGUCUUCUUGCCGCAAGAACCAGUGGCAGUGUCGAGACGGCAGCUGUAUCGGCUUCGACGGGAAGUGUGACGGCGCGGUCGACUGCCCCGACGCCAGCGACGAGACCUUCCCACUGUGCCGGAAAACUCAAUGCCAGAGCAACUGGUUCAGAUGCACGUACGGGGCUUGCGUGGACGGGUCCGCUCCGUGCAACGGCGUGCGGGACUGCGCAGACAACUCCGACGAGCUGCUGCCUCGCUGUCGGAACGAGACCGACGAAACGCGUGGGCGUUUCAAAUGCAAGAAUGGGCAAGUGAUAUCUUCCGUGGAACAUUGUGAUGGUGUCAGGGACUGCGCUGAUGGCUCCGACGAGACCCUGGAGACCUGCGCCGCCAAGACCUGCCCCGGAUACCUGUUCCAGUGCGCGUACGGCGCCUGUGUCGACCAGGGCUCCGACUGCAAUGGGGUUAAAGAAUGCGCUGACGGCUCUGAUGAAUCCGAUGAGCUCUGCAACAGGAUCAGUCCGGGAGUCAAACCCGUUACUCCAACACCUACACCACCUACUAACAAACCUUCUCAAGGGGGUAACUGCAAGCUGCCCUCCUACCCUCAAUUCGGCACAUACACCGUCACCAACGUCCCUGGAGGGUUGCCUGGUGAAUCCUACACCAGCGUGUUCCUGAACAUCACCUGCAACCCUGGCUUCGGAGUUGAAGAGAUGAGGGACAAUAUCUGGUGCUAUAACGGAGUCUGGUCUAAUGAAAUGCCCAAAUGUGUUCGUUUCUGCAGACUAAACAAGCACCCAAGCGUAGAAUACCGCUGCAUCAGCACAGGUGCCUUCACAGGGUCCAGAGAAUGUGGACCCUUGGAACCAGCAGGGACCAUCGUCCAGCCGAUCUGCCGAACUCCAAAUUACUACUACCCGGGGGUCCUCUCCAAUAUGAACUGUAUCGAUGGUUACUGGGACUACAUAGCCCUAUGCAAGCCAGAGUGUGGAACGAUCACGCCUUUGGCCAAACCCCUCAUAAUAGGGGGUCGCACGGCCAAGAAGGGGGAGCUGCCAUGGCACACGGGCAUCUACGACAAGAUGUACAACCCCUACAUGCAAGUCUGUGGCGGCUCUCUGAUCUCCACAAACGCUGUUAUAUCAGCCGCCCAUUGCUUCUGGAGCGACUCGGAGAAGAAGCUGCCAGCCGCCAACUACGCCGUGGCUGUCGGCAAGCUGUACCGGCCCUGGAACAAUGUCAAAGACGAGGGCGCGCAGAAGUCUGACGUUGCAGAAAUAAAGCUAACUCCCCGCUACCAGGGCGCGGCUGCCAACUACCAGGAUGACAUAGCCAUAGUGCUAGUGGUGACUCCGUUCGUGUACCAGCCGUCCAUACGGCCCGUCUGUAUCAAUUUUGAUGUGCUUUUCGAUUUGCAGCAGAUGACUCCGGGCACAAUGGGAAAGGUAGCAGGCUGGGGUCUGACCACAUCAGCGGGCGGCGCGUCGCAGAUCCUCAAGGUGGUGGAGAUGCCCGUCGUCGCCAUCGACGAGUGCCGCGCGCGCUCGCCUGUCAGCUUCCGGGUUCACUUGACGAGCGACAAGAUAUGCGCCGGGUACACUAAUGGUACGACGCUGUGCCAGGGCGACAGCGGCGGCGGGCUGGCGUUCCCCGCCGUGGAGCAAGCGACGGAGCGCCACUACCUGCGCGGCGUGGUGUCCGUGUCGCCCGUCAGCGACGACGCGUGCAACCAGGACACGCUGGUCGCGUUCACGCAGGUCACCAAGCACGAGCACUUCAUCAAGCCCUACCUGUAAACACAGUCGGACAAUCGUAAUGUGACAAUAAAUGCCGAGCUUUU
Molecule: messenger RNA, 2232 nt
Organism: Maniola jurtina (meadow brown)
Lineage: Eukaryota; Metazoa; Arthropoda; Insecta; Lepidoptera; Nymphalidae
Product: modular serine protease-like
Exons: 15
Coding region: 167-2188 (673 amino acids)
Biological process (GO): proteolysis
Molecular function (GO): protein binding; serine-type endopeptidase activity
Source: RefSeq, a predicted model, not a curated record